AUGGGGCAAAAACCAUCACAACAGUUGGCUCUGAAAGACGGCACAGAGGUUUUCAGCGUCGGUGAGGUUGUCAGCGAGGCGAUAGUCCAUGCGGCUGAGAAACUGAAGGACUAUCUUGGAUUUGAAGAUCCUCUGAGCAACCUGUGCCCAGCUUCAAACACUCUGAAUGAGAUCUUCUUAAUCCACUUUGUCACCUUCUGCCAAGAAAAGGGAGUUGAUGAGUGGCUCACCACCACCAAGAUGUCCAAGCACCAAGCCGUACUGUUUGGGGCAGACUGGAUUUGGACCUUCUGGGGAUCCGAUAAGCAAAUAAGGCUGCAGCUGGCAGUGCAGACCCUGCAGAUGUCUACUCUUCCUCCUGUGGUUUCUAAGCCUUGCGACUUCUCACAUCCAGAACCCGGGCCAGAGGAGCCUUCCAGGAAGAGAAGUAGAUUCGAUAAGCUGGAAGAUUUCUGUAACUUGAUAGGAGAGGAUUGCCUGGGCCUGUUUAUCAUCUUUGGUGUGCCAGGAAAGCCCAAAGACAUCAGAGGAGUUGUCCUGGACAGUGUCAAAAGUGAGACAGUGAGGGGCCAUCUGCCAGGAGCAAAGGCCGUGGCGCAAUUUGUCCGGGAAACUGAAGACUGUGUCUCCAUCAGAGAGCUGCUUGGAAACUGUCUGAGUAAGAAAGAUGGGCUGAGAGAGGUGGGCAAGGUUUAUAUUAGCAUCCUCUGAACUGGAUGUGCACAAUCAGACUGGCCUGUAAGGCAAAAAGAAAAAAUACUCUAAUAGGCAAGCUCACACACUUGCAUCAUCCCAGCAUGGGAUAUGUUGUUGUUGUUUUUUUUUUUUUUUUACACCCACCCUCCAUUGAAUGAAAAUGAUCACCUGGGUCAAAAAAUAUAAUGUCAUGACUACGGAGAGGGAAAAACCCUGCCUACAUUGCAGGGAAAAGUUACAAUUUCCUUUAUUCAAUUAUAAAAAUGGGAGGAGGGGAUAAUAAAGUCACCCUUAAAGUUU
This is a messenger RNA of Lynx canadensis (Canada lynx), 996 nucleotides long. RefSeq names its product RAB15 effector protein (gene REP15). The transcript has a single exon. The record is from RefSeq and is a predicted model, not a curated record. Bases 1 to 711 code for a protein of 236 amino acids. Lineage: Eukaryota; Metazoa; Chordata; Mammalia; Carnivora; Felidae. Gene Ontology annotation, biological process: receptor recycling.